AUGGCAACAUAUUUUAAUUAUAUUUCACCAUAUAAUUGUAAAACUUUCAACCUUGAGAACGAACUUCGACAAUCUGAAGAAUUAAUUAAUCGAAUUCACCUUUGGCAAAAAAGCAUUCAUUUCUUUUAUUUUAUCCCAAAAUUAAUUAGGAGUUACGUACCUCCUUUUAAUUUUCAACAAUCAAAAUAUUUAAAGAACAUAGAAUGGUUAGAUAAAUAUUUAACUAAUAUAGUAAGAGACAGAAGAAAGGAAAUUGAGAAUACACCCAAAGACGAAAUGCUAAGCUCAGAUAUCUUAACAUUAUUUAUAUGUGCUAAUACAGAAAGAAGCAUACGAAUUGAUAAAGUAAAUAAUCAUUCAAAACCUAUGGCUGAUGAUGAGACCAUGCAACUUAUGCUCGAAUCUAUAACUGGAGCAAAAUACAAGGUUUAUGAAGAAAUAGAUCGAAUCUUCUGUGAUGAUAAAACUCGUCCCAUAACUUACGAUGAUAUUAUUAAAAUGACUUAUACUGAAGAUUGUAUUAAAGAAUCUUUACGCAUCAUCCCUAUAGCACCAAUUCUUUAUAAGAGCUCAAUUAAAGAAGAUACAAUCGGUGGUCUUGAUUGGAAAGCUGAUCCAGAAUCAUUCAUACCCGAUAGAUUCCUUAAUUGCAAAAAAGGUGAAGAAAAUAGUUAUAUGCCAUUUGGUGGAGGAGUUAGAAUAUGCCCAGGACGUCAUAUGGGAAUGACUAAUGUUAAAACCUUAAUGGUAUUAAUAUUUAGAAAAUAUGAUAUUGAAUUGGGUGAAUCCGGAGAGCCAUUUAAAAAAUUUUUUAAUUUUGAUAAUAGGUGUGAUAAAUUAAUUAUUUCACUUCAUUUGAGGAAAAGUACCGUUUUGAAUUAA
Messenger RNA from Dentiscutata erythropus, 882 nucleotides. NCBI's taxonomy places the organism in Eukaryota, Fungi, Glomeromycota, Glomeromycetes, Diversisporales, Gigasporaceae. The record is from the annotation of a GenBank genome assembly.